Messenger RNA from Spodoptera exigua (beet armyworm), 822 nucleotides. Lineage: Eukaryota; Metazoa; Arthropoda; Insecta; Lepidoptera; Noctuidae. The record is from the annotation of a GenBank genome assembly.
AUGGAAUCACACAAGACAUCGAAGAGUUCGAAGAAGGACCAGCCUUCAACGUCCUCGGGUUCCGAAUUAUCUCGACCAAGGCGCGGCAGACCAAGCGGUGCAAACCGCAUCCCUCUCACCUUGGAAGAAAGACGUGCACGGAAUGCACAAUAUGAGAGGGAACGCCGGGAAGAUUUUGCCAAGGCCCAGAUGGAAUUGGUGGAGGCUGCAGGUUGCGACCCCAAUACCUCGAUGCCUCAUUUGAUGGCGAUCGUCAUUACCAAACUCAAGAACGUCACUGAGGAACCGAGUAUUGAGGAAUAUAGGCGAAUUAACGAUAAUCUGGAAGCGCAAAUUGCCAGCUGUAUCGAACGCUUGGGGCUAGAGUAUGUCGUAAGCGGUGGUGACGACGAUAUAGAGCCGGAUGAUGUGAAUACACGAAAACGCAAGCACUCGUGUGAGUGGAACAGUGAUGAGGCGGGUCUGCGGCCUAGUGGCAAGCGACUGCCAGACAGGUGGAUAUCGGCCGCAGACCUAGCUGAAGCUGGGCCCUCCGUUACAGUGACACACGAGGUGCCACCGAAUCCGGCACCAUGUACAUCCCUGCUGACAACUCUGCCAAUACCUUCUCCGCAAUCGUCACCGCUACAGCAAGAGACGAUAUCAGAACUCGAUCCUCCUCUGCUUUUCAUAGAACAGCUCGAACUGCCAGCAUCGCCAGUACUCCCAGAAACGCCGCCACAGCUAGAGGCGAUGACCGCAGAUGACGUGGCUUUGCUUUUCUCUCAAGACGAUUUGCUGGACAUUUACGGAGCCCUAGACUCCGUAGAUCAAGUAUUUUGA